CUCGGGGUCGCCCAGCCUCAGGAGCAGCUCGGCAGCUGUGCAGCGACCCGCGAGAAGCGGGGCCCGACGACUGCGUCGAGGCGCACACCUGGCGCCGGGGGGCGCCCUUCCCUCUCGCGCAGCGCGGCGCCCGGCCCCGCCCCUCCGCGCCCCGCGCCCUCUUAGCGCCACCGACCCGCCGAGCGAGCCGCGGGCGACGCCGACCCUCCGCUUCUCACCCGCGGAGAGCGCUCUGCCGGCCGCCCGCACCUCCCGCGGCUGGACCGGGCGGGAGCGGGGAGAGUGCGGAGCUCCAGCCUCCCGCAGGCGGGACCGUCUCCGGAGCGCGCCGCGCGGUGCGCGCCCAGCCUCGGACAAUGGGGCUGCGGCGGCUGCUGCUCGUGGCGGCGGGGCUGAGUCUGUGCGGCCCCCUGCUGUCGGCCCGCGCUCCAGGCCGCAUGCCAGGAAUUCCGAGGAUAAAUUUGAGCCUUUCCCAUUGGACGACGACGAUGAGGACAAAAAUGGAAGUGGGUUAACUGAAGACAGAUUAAGCUCCAUCAAUCACAGCAGGCCUCUUCAAAAACCACCCCAUGUGUUCAUCUCAAAAGAUGCCUCGGGAUAUCUGACCAGCGCCUGGUUGACUCUCUUUAUCCCCUCCGUCUACACUGGCGUGUGUAUAAUCAGCCUUCCUCUAAACAUCAUGGCCAUCGUUGUGUUCAUCGUGAAAAUGAAGAUCAAGAAGCCUGCCGUGGUGUACAUGCUGCACCUGGCCACGGCAGAUGUGCUCUUCGUGUCUGUGCUCCCGUUUAAGAUCAGCUAUUACUUUUCCGGAAGUGAUUGGAAAUUUGGGUCUGAAAUGUGUCGCUUCGUCACCGCAGCAUUUUACUGUAACAUGUAUGCUUCCAUCAUGCUCAUGACAGUCAUCAGCAUUGACCGGUUUCUGGCCGUGGUGUAUCCCAUGCAGUCCCUCUCCUGGCGUACCAUGGGGAGGGCGUCCUUCACCUGUAUGGUCAUCUGGGCUAUGGCCAUCGCGGGGGUGGUGCCACUUCUCCUCAAGGAGCAAACCACCCAGGUGCCUGGGCUCAACAUAACCACCUGCCAUGACGUGCUCAACGAAACCCUGCUCACAGGCUUUUACGCGUAUUACUUCUCGGCCUUCUCUGCUGUCUUCUUUUUUGUGCCGUUGAUCAUUUCCACGGUCUGUUAUGUGUCUAUCAUCCAGUGUCUGAGCUCUUCCACAGUCGCCACCCAGAGCAAGAAGACCCGGGCUUUGUUCUUGUCCGCGGCUGUUUUCUGCAUCUUCAUCGUUUGCUUUGGACCCACAAACGUCCUCCUGAUUCUGCAUUACGCGUUCCUCUCUCAGAAUCCCAGCACAGAGGCUGCCUACUUUGCCUACCUCCUCUGUGUCUGUGUCAGCAGCAUAAGCUGUUGCAUCGAUCCCUUGAUUUACUAUUAUGCUUCCUCUGAGUGCCAGAGGUACCUCUACAGUAUCUUCUGCUGCAAAGAAAGUUCUGAUCCCAGUAGCAGCAGUGGUCAGCUGAUGGCAAGUAAAGUGGACACCUGCUCUACUAACCUGAAUAACAGCAUAUACAAAAAGCUGCUAACUUAGGAAAGCGGCUGCUGGAAGGUUACACAGAAAUAUUUGAAAAAGCAAAGAACCUGAGGAUUCUAUUAGUCCCUGCCAAAAAAUAGUAUUUACUCUUUUAAACAAUAAAUGUGUGAUUUGCAUGCCUCCUUCUUAAGAGGGCCAUUAAGGGUAUAUAUUUAUUAGUAACAGAAAAGGAUAACAUGAAUAGAAAACAAUGCUAUUGCCAAUGCUACAAUAAUAACUGAAUAUUACUUUUUGAUAUAUUUAGGUGACUUACAUAUAUGUGUGUGUAUAUAUAUAUACUACACAUGUUUGCAGUGCAGUAUAGAACAGACACUUUGAAACCCUCUUUUUCUCCCCAAGAGAUUAUGAAAAAGAAUUAUGAUUCUCUGAUUUAAUAUGCAAGGUCUAGGUUGGCGGAGGUUAGCCCAGAGCAUCUGAAGAUGUCCAUCUAUAGGGAAGGAUUCUGUAGUUUGGACUUACAUGGCUUUUGCAAAUAAGUUUAUUUUGAACUUGGUCAACAGCUUUAAGUUAUUAAGAGAGAACAGUGCUAUCUAUGUGUAGAAAAAAUUCUGUUUUUCAUUUUAAACAUAUCAAAGUUUGAAUUCUUUAAAUUAUGGAAACAUGAUAUGGGUAGCAUUUUUUAAAAAAAUAUGUUUUUAUUGAUUUCAGAGAGGAAGGGAGAGGGAGAUAGAAAUAUCAAUGAUGAGAGAGAAUCAUUGAUUGGCUGCCUCCUGCACGUCCCCUACUGGGGAUCAGCUGACACUCUAUCCACUGAGCCAAACUGGCCAGGGCUGGGUAGCAUUUUUGAUGUUUUACACAUUGUAUAGUGACCUGAGGUUGGCCCCGGAUAGCUCCAAGCAGUACAUACUAGGCAGGGUCGCUCCAGACCCUGCAGCUGAGCCUCCCAGAGAGCAAGGGAUCCAGGACCACCACAUUCACUCUCCUGGGGUUCCCUUAGGGGUUGGCUAUGAAUGACCGAGUUCAGUAGAAAUUGGCAGAAUAAGAUGUGCUAUCCCAGGAGAUAAUGAAUAUGAAACACUUCUCUGCCCAAUCCUUUUAAGAACAGAAAGAAGGCACGUUCACUUCCAGCAGUUACCCUGCAAGGUCCAUUCUCAGAUGGAGACACCCAUGCAGCAAACAUGACCACCCAUUAUGUGCUCCGGGCACUCUGAUGGGCGCUGGGCAAUAGAGGUGAAUAACACUAGGUCUUCCCCUCCAGAACAAAGCAGACCAGACACAGAGUGUGAUGUGUAUAUAAUAAGUACGUCGUUAUAUAAAGAAGUGUUCUUAGCCAGAUGUCAUCCAGCCAGUUUCACACAGCCUGUCAGUUGAAAAACUUUGAACAUUUGGAUUACUUGUUCAAAGUUUUGGAUUACUGGUACAAGUGGUCAUAACUUGAGAUUAAAACACAAUACAAUACAGGAAGUGUAUUUUUGUAAAUAAGUCCUUCAGUCUAUAUACAUGGACACUGUUUAUUUACAAAUGUUUUUAAUAAAUUACCCAAACCAGGUUUUAAAAAAGAAUUAUGUCAGUCUGAUUAAAAAUAACUGAAGAAAAUUAAAUUGACUUUCAGUUCUAGCAAAAUUAUUCUAUAUUUUCCAUUCACUUUUCUUAAUCGUUAAUGAGAUUAUUUUAAAAGCAUUUUUUAGCCCCAUAUUGAGUGUCAAGUAUAGAAAAUCCUCAUGGAUUUGACAAAAUAAUUUGAAAAUUAAGUUGAAAUGUAUCUUUUUUUCCAUAUGAAAAAAAAAAUGUUGGCAUCUUAAAUCAAAAAAAUGGAAAUUUCCAAGGCAAAUGCUUAUUUAAAAGAACAAACUAUUUCCAAAUGCCAUAGAAUAAUUUACAUUAAAGUGUAUUGUAAGUAGAAGCUAACAUUGAUUUUAUUAAUUUUGUUGCUAUAUUCAUUUUAUCUAACUCAGUGGAGAUUUACUGUCAUUGUUUAUUCAGUCUGCAUAUACAUAUUAAAAUUCCUCUGACUUAAUAUGACCAUCACUACUUUAUUAUCAGUCUGUACUUGUAAAAUAUUAUGUCACUGUUUUUAUGUUCUCGCUUUUUAAAAAAUGUGUGUAACCUGUAUUAAUAAACACAAAAGUUUGCUUGG
Molecule: messenger RNA, 3668 nt
Organism: Myotis myotis
Lineage: Eukaryota; Metazoa; Chordata; Mammalia; Chiroptera; Vespertilionidae
Gene: F2R
Product: coagulation factor II thrombin receptor
Exons: 2
Coding region: 680-1588 (302 amino acids)
Biological process (GO): positive regulation of Rho protein signal transduction; thrombin-activated receptor signaling pathway; blood coagulation
Cellular component (GO): membrane
Molecular function (GO): thrombin-activated receptor activity
Source: RefSeq, a predicted model, not a curated record